AUGUCAGAAAUCGAUCUAAAUAUAGAGGACGACUCCCUCUGUCAGACUUGCAGUUCAAAUAUAAAUCAAGGCAGCUGUACUCUGUUUCACGAAUGGUUAAAGAGUAUGUCUCUUGGCGACAAGCAUUCAUUGUUUUUGGUCAAGGGCAUCACUGAGAUCAGUCAUAUUGAGGACGUCAGUCGUGAAGAUGCAGGGGAUCUUGCAUUAACCGACAUUCAGUUUCGACGACUGCUUCGUGUGUAUACAAAUUACAAAGCAGAGCAAGCGAAGUGUUUGGAGAAAGAGAAAGCAAAGCCGAACCCCCCACAAUCAACGUACAGAGCAUCAAGUGCUUCGACGAUAGUUUCAUUGCCCAAGGGGAUGAAGAAUUUCCUUCACACCAAGGAUGGACAAGGUAACGUGGUUGUCAGUACCGAGUCGCUGAAAAGGAAGUUCAACAAUUUAUAUUUUGAACAACCUCUCAAUCCAAGUCAGAUUUUCAGCAACUCGUUUAUCCUGACUAUGGCCAGUGAUCGCUUUAAGCACUCAAAGACGCUAAGGGAAUGUGAACUUUGGUGCCGCAAAGAGCGGAAAACACGAAUACAGCUCUUAAUGUGCCUAGCUAAAAGUCCAACUAUUGAUGCAUCGUCUUGGACACCGUAUUAUUUGAGGUGCAGCGUCCAUGGUUUGCUAAAACAGAGCAGCCAACGGUACCCAGAGGUGGCAGUGUUAUUACAGCAAGAGUCAGAACCGAAAAAGGCCCUGUACGAUCCUCUGUGUAAAGCUAUGGAAAGCUGUCAAAAUGCCUUGGGACUUGCCCAGGAAAAGACGGCCUUGUGCAGAAAAGAAAUUGACAGUACCCUAAAAUGCAUUGGAGGUGGAGAAGAAGUCAUAAUUGAAGGUUUGUUCAAAAUCAGCACUGGUGUCAAGGUGUACUGUCAUCACCCGGCCAGGGGAUUAGGAAGCAAAGAAAAGUUGGGGGCACUUCAUCAUAUUAAAGGGCAUAUUUUUAGUAAAAUAUGGUGUUUUCCCCAUUAUUCUACAUUUAAUAAUAGAAAAAAGGGCACUUCCGGUAAAACUUGGUGGUUAUUUCUUUUCUGCUUCCAAAAGAAUGGCCUUUGAUAUUUGUAGAGAGAGGGUCUUAGGCCAAAAAAAAUAUGUGGUUUUCCGGUUUCCCGACCCUAUCUAGUUUUUGGACGCCGAAAUACCAACCCUAUAAAACUUUUUUUGGAUCAUGUCUUUAAGUGUUUCCGCUUAGACGAAGAAAUUUCCAGAAAUUGGAAAUUUUAGCCAAUAUUACAUAUUACAUAUAUAAUAUAUAAUAUAUAAUAUAUAUUAAAUAUAAAAAAGUUAAUAAAAAGUUAAACCGACCUACCCUACCUAAGUUUUUGCAAGAAAGAUUUUUUCAAAUUGUACAAAAUACCAUUUGAGAACUAAAAUAAGCAUGAGAUCAAUCUUCAUUGGAAUGUUUGUAUAUAAAAUGUCUAUAUGACCCAUGCAUGUUUAUUUAUUAAAACUAAUAUAUGUUUCACAGGUCUUAAAGUUCUUUACCAAUCUUCUGCCCCAACUCGAGGAACUGGUAAAGGAGUGCGAGAACAUUAUCAAAUGUCACCAAUCACUUAUAGAAAAGUACCGUAG
Paramuricea clavata is the source of this 1617-nucleotide messenger RNA. NCBI's taxonomy places the organism in Eukaryota, Metazoa, Cnidaria, Anthozoa, Malacalcyonacea, Plexauridae. The record is from the annotation of a GenBank genome assembly.